Messenger RNA from Lachancea meyersii CBS 8951, 390 nucleotides. NCBI's taxonomy places the organism in Eukaryota, Fungi, Ascomycota, Saccharomycetes, Saccharomycetales, Saccharomycetaceae. The record is from the annotation of a GenBank genome assembly.
AUGAGCAAGUCGACCGACCUUUCGCCUACGUCCAGCAAUGUGGACUUAAAGGAAUCGAUCGAUACUUCUAAGAUGACCCCUCAAGAAAUCAAACUGUUAAAAAUGUACGGCAAACUGCCAUCCAAAAAGGAUCUUUUCAAGCAUAAGCUGCAUGAAAGAAAGUACUUCGACAGUGGGGACUAUGCACUAAACAAAGCAGGCGUAAAAUCGGACGAUUUGCAAUCGAACUCAAUAGGAAACAGCCAUCUGCCAGUAACGAAUCCUAGCGGUCUAAGAGAAAGCAUCAUCAAACGAAGGCUCAGCAGUAGUGCGGGGGCGAUAGAUGCGCAAGAAUUGCAAAGACAGGGAAGCAUAUCCAGCGGGCCUCCGCCAAGAUCCCCCAACAAGUGA